Myodes glareolus (Bank vole) is the source of this 1089-nucleotide messenger RNA. Lineage: Eukaryota; Metazoa; Chordata; Mammalia; Rodentia; Cricetidae. The record is from RefSeq and is a predicted model, not a curated record.
AUGGGCUCAUGUACACAAGGCCGCUGGUUGCCUUGUGGGAUAAUUAAGUGGAUAGAGAAGCCCUUAUUACAUCUGACCAAUUUUGUCCUCAAGAAAACUCAAGGAGAUGGUCUCAUUAAGCUUUAUGAAAACUUCAUCAGUGAGUUUGAGCACAGGGUAAACUCUUUGUCCCUGGUAGAAAUAAUUCUUCAUGUGAUUAGACAGAUGACCGAUCCUAAUGUGGUUCUUACUUUCCUGGAAAAGACUCGUGAGAAGGUUAAAAGUAGUGAUGAAGCAGCGAUCCUGUGUAAAACAGCUCUCGGAGCUCUGAAACUAAACGUUGGGGAUCUACAGGCUACAAAGGAGACCAUUGAAGAUGUUGAAGAGAUGCUCAACAAUCUCCCUGGGGUGACAUCAGUUCACAGUCGUUUCUAUGACCUCUCCAGUAAAUACUAUCAAACAAUCGGAAACCACGCGUCCUACUAUAAAGAUGCUCUACAGUUUCUGGGCUGUGUCGACAUCAAGGAUCUGCCAGUGUCAGAGCAGCAGGAGAGAGCCUUCACGUUGGGGCUUGCUAGCCUUGGAGAGGGAGUUUUUAACUUUGGAGAGCUUCUCACGCACCCUGUGCUGGAGUCACUGAGGAGCACUGACCGGCAGUGGCUAAUCGACACUCUGUAUGCUUUCAAUAGUGGUGAUGUAGAUAGGUUCCAGACCCUGAAGUCUGCCUGGGGCCAGCAGCCUGAUUUAGCAGCCAACGAGGCCCAGCUUCUGAGGAAGAUCCAGUUGUUGUGCCUUAUGGAGAUGACUUUCACACGACCUGCCAACCACAGACAACUAACUUUUGAAGAAAUUGCCAAACGUGCCAAAAUCGCUGUGAACAAGGUGGAGUUGCUGGUGAUGAAGGCGCUCUCCAUUGGGCUGGUGAGAGGCAGUAUAGACGAGGUGGACAAGCGGGUUCAUAUGACCUGGGUGCAGCCCCACGUGCUGGAUUUGCAGCAGAUCAAGGGGAUGAAGGACCUUCUGGAGCUGUGGUGCACGGACGUGAAGAGCAUGGAGAUGCUGGUGGAACACCAGGCUCAGGACAUCCUCACCUAGUGACCCAGUGCUCCG